AUGUCGGGUCGGAACGCGCCUCGCUCGAAGAAUGGCUGCAGCACCUGCCGCCGUCGCAAAGUGAAAUGUGGUGAGGAGCGUCCGGUGUGUAAGCGAUGCUUUAAUUUGCGCCUCACAUGCGAGUGGGGGAUACCUGUCAAACGAGGCAAGACCGGCGAGAAUGCGCCCGUUCGUCAUCUGCAGCCCCGGUGGCCGCCGCCGCCCACCCGCAGCGAUCCGAUCACCACCACUACCGCGCUCGAUAUCGCACCUACAACCACCGCGGUUACCCCUAGGUCCCCUCAGCCAGUCACCACCACUCCUACGCCUGUCACUUCCAUUGGGGCUACAGUUGGGAUCCUCAAUGCUCACUAUGCCAAUACGCUGGCCUCUCUUUGGCCCCCGGCCCCCGGAACUGCCCCGGAUUUCUCCCCGGUUUCCCCGGACGGCUUCCUCCCCGCGAGUUGGCCGGUAUUUCAUCCGGCCUACACCCAGACCACUCCCCUCUAUCCUUCCUUAUCUGGCACUGAGUUUCCUUGUUCAAAUGCGCUGGUCUUGUCCGAACAUGACCAGAAAUACUUUCAAUACUUUCCCUCCUCCUCUAUUGUCUUUUAUUACAUGAAGAAUUGGCAGUGGAGCAGCUUCUGCUAUCUCUAUCAGGGGCCUGCGCGCGUUAGCAGAGUAAUCAUGCGCAUGAUCUUAGCACUAUCAGCAAGUGACAUGUACCGCAGUGGUCUUGUCGUACGUUCACCCGGACGCCCCACGGCUGAAGACCAUGGCCGCUUUCACUAUGGUAUGGCCGUAAAGGAGUUUCGGCAGAUGCUGGAAACUCCUAAACCCCAAGUUUCACUCGCUGAAAUGGAAAUGAUCUUCGCGACGAUGUUCCUCAUGGUUGCCUACGAAUGGCAAUUUGGUCAUUGUCUGCGUCAUUUGCAGCUGCAUCUCCAAGGGGUGCGCUCCCUGCUCGAGACGCACCCAGAGCUGUUCCAGUCCAAGGACUUCGACGAAGUGAUGCUGUCAAUGGAUACGAAUCAUUCAACUAGUGACAUAGCUUCUCGAGUGUCAUUUAUCCCGGAACAAUUCCUUCUCUGGAUUAUAUAUGUCGACAUUAACCGGCGCGUUCUUGAGACGACCAAUGAUUCCCUCACUGACUAUGUACUCAACUCCGAUAACCCAGCUCUGCAUCCUGACCAACUCCACCGAAGCGCACGCCUUUGGAGCCGCUGCUUUUGGGGCAAGCAGUAUCCCGACCAGGAGAUAGCCGAUGACAUGGAAAAUUACCGAGCCUUAGAAUUAAUCCAUGUUGGCUUCAUCUUAUGGCACAAGGCCUGGAAAUGUCUAGGCGAUCUUGUGGAAACAGCCUACACCCCCAAUACGUUAUACACUGAGAUUCUCUCUGUGCGCGAUCGUUUCUCCGACCUUAUCCUUACUGCAAAGAUUUCGGGGGCAGGCUCAACCCGUCGCACUCUAAACACGAUCUAUAUGGCUGUCAGCAACUUUUACGCGCUCAUUCUUUUCCAUCGCCGUCUGCUUAGCCCCAAUCAGGCUCCGGCUGCGAUACAUCGUCAGGCCCUAAACGGUAUCCUCGAAAACACACACAAGCAAUUCGCCGUUGACCAACGCCUACUACGUCGAUUACACUGGCCCCUGCUGAUGGCGAUAAUAGAGACAGACGACCCGGUUCAGCGUGAGUGGCUGCGCCAACGCUUACUGGAGCUGCGUGGGGUUCAUUCAGAGUACUUCACGAUGUCGGUUCAGGCAGCCUGGGAGUCCUGCUCCAAAAUUGACACCCUUUUCAUCCUUGUUUGCUCCGUCUUUUGCUGGCUGAUCCUUCCUGCUAUUGGACUUGCCUACUCUAGUUACUCGAAACGGCACAACAGUUUGGCAUCUUUUUAUCCUGGCUUGCUGGCGGUUGCCGGUAACAGCGUCAUUGGCGAUCUCAGCAAGGCGUGCCACAUUGGUGUCCUCGCCGAGCCUGUCGGUUCUAUUCCCGAGAUUUUAUUCUCCAAAUUUCAGCUUAUAUUCUGCGCCACUGUGUGUGCGAUGUCGAUCGGCGGUACCUGCGAAUGCGGCCAUUUACUCCCUUUGAUCCCAUUUAUCUUCGUUACUUUGGUGCACCUUUAUUACGCGCCUAUCGCCCAUAUGGUCUGGUCCGAGACAGGCUUCCUCGCCAAUCUUGGCGCCCUCGACUUUGCUGGUGGCACACCAGUUCACAUCUGCAGCGGAGCCACAGCCACCGCACUGAGUGUGUACCUAUCCUACCCUCUGUUUCGCUCGCGACGCUCUUCCUUGCGCACUCCGAAUCAUCUCGCUCUGCCCCGCCCGCACAAUACUCUUUGCCAGCUUCUUGCCAUGAUUAUAAUCUGGAACGCCUGGCUUGCCUUCGACGCGGGCACGAUCCUCGCCCUUAACUUGAAGAGUGUCAUGACCGCCUGUGUUACCAACCUAUGUGCUGCAUCCGGGGCCCUGACAUGGGCCAGUCUGACGUACUACCACACUGGCAAAUGGAGUCUGGACACGCUGGGAUCAUUGACACCCACGGCAAUGGGAUUCGGUGUCCUUGGAGCCGUCUGUGGCUACCAAGCCCUACGCAUCAAGUUCACCAAGCGCGCGAAACACUACCGUUGGGUAGAUAACGGCGAUACAUUUGCCACGCACUGCCUGGGUGGGUUCCUGGGUACGAUAGUCACGGGUAUUUUCGCGCAGAAGGAGGUUGCCGCGUAUGACGGCGUUACGGAGAUCACGGGUGGAUGCUUGUUCGAUGGAAACUGGCGACAACUGGGCAUCCAGAUUGUAGAGGCGCUGAUUGGGUUUGUGUGGAGCUUGGGUGGGAGUUAUCUGCUGUAUGCGUUGAUCGAUUGUGUGCCUGGGCUGGAGGUUCUAGCGACAGAUGAGUAA
Messenger RNA from Aspergillus homomorphus CBS 101889, 2877 nucleotides. RefSeq names its product Rh-like protein/ammonium transporter. Lineage: Eukaryota; Fungi; Ascomycota; Eurotiomycetes; Eurotiales; Aspergillaceae. Gene Ontology annotation, molecular function: zinc ion binding; ammonium channel activity; DNA-binding transcription factor activity, RNA polymerase II-specific. Gene Ontology annotation, biological process: regulation of DNA-templated transcription; ammonium transmembrane transport. Gene Ontology annotation, cellular component: plasma membrane. The coding region runs from base 1 to 2877 and encodes 958 amino acids. The transcript is spliced from 8 exons. The record is from RefSeq and is a predicted model, not a curated record.